AUGUCGUCACUGGUCAGCAAGUACCUGCCGUGGCUGCUGGUCUUGUUGCUGCGCGGCGGCGUGGCGGCGGACGGGAAGAAGAAGGUGCCGGCGAUCAUCGUGUUCGGCGACUCGUCGGUGGACACGGGCAACAACAACUUCAUCCCGACGAUCGCGCGGAGCAACUUCUGGCCGUACGGCCGCGACUUCGCCGACGGGCUCCCCACGGGCCGCUUCUCCAACGGCCGCCUGGCGACGGACUUCAUCUCGGAAGCGUUCGGCCUGCCGCGCACCAUCCCGGCGUACCUCGACACGAACCUCACCAUCGACGACCUGGCCACGGGGGUCUCCUUCGCGUCGGCCUCCACCGGCCUGGACAACGCCACCGCGGGCAUCAUGUCCGUGAUCAGCAUCGCGGAGCAGCUGGGCUACUUCAGGGAGUACAGGGAGCGGCUGCGGCUGUCGAAGCUGGGCGAGGCGGGCGCGGAGGAGGUGGUCGGCGAGGCGCUGUACAUCUGGAGCAUCGGCACCAACGACUUCAUCGAGAACUACUACAACCUGCCGCAGCGGCGGAUGCAGUACGCGACGGCGGCGGAGUACGGGGCGUACCUGCUGGGCCUGGUGGAGGCGGCCGUCCGCGAGGUGCACGCGCUCGGCGGCCGGAAGAUGGACUUCACGGGGCUCACCCCCAUGGGCUGCCUCCCCGCCGAGCGCCUGGGCAACCGCGACGACCCCGGGCAGUGCAACGAGGAGUACAACGCCGUGGCGCGGAGCUUCAACGGCAGGCUGCGGGGGGAGCUCGUGCCGAAGCUCAACCGGGAGCUCCCCGGCCUGCGCCUCGUCUACGCCGACACCUACGACCUGUUCGACGCCGUCGUCAGGAAGCCCGGCGCCUACGGUUUUGAGAACGCUGAGAGGGGGUGCUGCGGGACAGGGCUGUUCGAGGCCGGCUACUUCUGCGGCUUGGGCACCUCGAUGCAGCUCUGUGGGAACGCUAACAAGUACGUCUUCUUCGACGCGAUCCAUCCCACUGAGAGGAUGUACAGUAUCCUCGCCGAUACAGUCAUGAACACCACGCUGCAUGUGUUCCUCUGAAUACUGUGUAGUUUUCGCAAACAGCAUAUUAAUUGGAUGGGACGAUGGAUGUGUAUAUGUGGUACUACUACG
This is a messenger RNA of Lolium rigidum, 1146 nucleotides long. RefSeq names its product GDSL esterase/lipase At2g42990-like. Gene Ontology annotation, molecular function: hydrolase activity, acting on ester bonds. Lineage: Eukaryota; Viridiplantae; Streptophyta; Magnoliopsida; Poales; Poaceae. The coding region runs from base 1 to 1074 and encodes 357 amino acids. The record is from RefSeq and is a predicted model, not a curated record. The transcript is spliced from 2 exons.